AUGCCAAACCAUUAUGCCUCUCUUAAUCAGAAUUCAAAUUCAAAUGGAACACCAAAAGUUUUUCACUCUUCCUUCAAUCCUUCCCCAACAGAGAUUGGGACGUUGGCGUCGAUGUUGUGGAGAUAUCAAAAAGCAAUAGCAGGAUUCAACUCUACAUUGCGGCUUGGAAAUGUUGGAAAACGAAGGGAUGUUGGUUUAAACCAUAUUGCCCUAUUUGAAGGGAAAGUAGCGGGUGGUAUUGGAGAGCAAGUGGGUGUAGAGUGUGAUUAUAGGCACAAUGAGAUUGUGAGGCUUAACCCGAGGGAUUGCUGGUACUGGUUAUCGGUGAAUUGUCUUAAUCCGACUUGUGCUUUUCGACAUCCUGUUAAUGUUUACCGAUGA
Vicia faba (fava bean) is the source of this 381-nucleotide messenger RNA. The record is from the annotation of a GenBank genome assembly. Lineage: Eukaryota; Viridiplantae; Streptophyta; Magnoliopsida; Fabales; Fabaceae.